AUGGCUGGUUACAAUCGGAGGGCCAGACGCCGCAAGAGCAGGAGCAGGAGCCGGAGCCGGAGCCGCAGGCGCCUGCGGAAAACGCGGCGCACUGGCCACAGCCGCUCUCGCCGCCGCAGCACGCGGCGAAGGCGCCGAGUGGCAAGACGUGGCGCCUCAGCCAUCAAGCGCCGGCCCCUCAGGAGGUACGGGCACCAUGUAGAGGAGGAGCCGGACCUGCUGGAAGACUUGGGAGAGUUCAGUGAGCCGGUAGAUGACUUCGAGUUUUAG
Messenger RNA from Sturnus vulgaris (Common starling), 270 nucleotides. The record is from RefSeq and is a predicted model, not a curated record. Lineage: Eukaryota; Metazoa; Chordata; Aves; Passeriformes; Sturnidae.